AUGAAGCUCACUUUGGCUAUCUCCCUUCUCCUCUCUGCUGUGAGCGUCAACGCAGCCCUCGGAAUCAAUUGCAGAGGAUCCGCAAAAUGCAGCGGUCUUUGGGGCCCAGAUAACGUGGCCUCCAGCCUCAAGAAUGUCAUUGAUGGCAUCGAUACUAACAGAUGGUACUUGAACGGCGAGCACAUCGCCUGUGUGGGAAACCAGGCCGGUAACGGUGGUGGCUACUGCGCAUUUUUACAGAAGACUGGAGGUACCAACGGUGCCAAGAUCAAGGAACUGGCGCACUACAUUCCGGAUCAUGGGUGCAAGAUGUGUGGUAGCGUCCCAUACUUUUACCCCGGAGAUAACAAUGUCGAUCACGGCGAGCUAACCUUCAACUAUGUGGACAGUGAGUUCGCCUUCAAUUUCCUCCCCCUUUUGAUCAUAUUUUGA
Penicillium soppii is the source of this 432-nucleotide messenger RNA. RefSeq names its product killer toxin. Bases 1 to 432 code for a protein of 143 amino acids. The record is from RefSeq and is a predicted model, not a curated record. Lineage: Eukaryota; Fungi; Ascomycota; Eurotiomycetes; Eurotiales; Aspergillaceae. The transcript has 3 exons. Gene Ontology annotation, cellular component: extracellular region.